Messenger RNA from Microthlaspi erraticum, 654 nucleotides. NCBI's taxonomy places the organism in Eukaryota, Viridiplantae, Streptophyta, Magnoliopsida, Brassicales, Brassicaceae. The record is from the annotation of a GenBank genome assembly.
AUGGAUGUACCAGAGGGGAAUGGAAACCCUUUGGGCAAUGGACUCGGUCGAGCUAGGCAAACUCGACCGAUUGGUCUAGGAGAUGCUCCAAACCGCCAUCAACAGAGACAAGGGAUUGUUCCACCACCAGUGCAGAACCACAACUUUGAGAUCAAGCUGGGAAUGAUCAACCUUGUGCAGAACAAGAUGUUCCAUGGAUUGCCAAGUGAAGACCCCAUUGACCACCUUGAUGAGUUUGAUAGGCUUUGUGAUUUGACAAAGAUCAAUGGUGUCUCUGAAGAUGCCAUCAAGCUGAGACUCUUUCCUAUGUCUCUAGCUGACAAAGCUCACCAAUGGGAGAAGAGCUUGCCCCAUGGCACAAUCACCACUUGGGAUGAAUGCAAGAAGGCCUUUCUUGCUAAGUUCAAAGGCUACACAAGUCAGUGCCCACAUCAUGGAUUCAACAAUGAGUCACUUCUACUCUUUAUAGAGGUUGCUUGGCAAGGUAUAGGAGAUGUUGACACAGCCAGCAAUGGGAACUUCCUCAAUCAGGAUGUGGAUGAUGGCUGGCAGCUUGUGGAGAACAUUGCAAACUCAAUGGAAGCUAUGGAGAAGAGUAUGAUCGCACCAACCGGAGCUCGACCCACCACUCGAUCGAGUCCGAUGAGAAAUUGA